Molecule: messenger RNA, 552 nt
Organism: Suillus subalutaceus
Lineage: Eukaryota; Fungi; Basidiomycota; Agaricomycetes; Boletales; Suillaceae
Exons: 4
Coding region: 114-449 (111 amino acids)
Source: RefSeq, a predicted model, not a curated record
AAGUGACUUGCGGUGAAACAUUCCUGCAGUCAUCAAGUCUCCCAUCGGUAUCACGAGCUGUUUUGAGACUGGCGAUGGCAGUACUAUCAUAAUCGUCCUACGUGAUACUGGCUAUGGUGGAGAUACAAACAUUGAUGUUCACGCUAUACAAGGCCGUGGCAAGCUACUGGCGAGAGGGAACCCAUAAUCGUCUGUUGGGACGACUGGUUCUCCACAAUAUAAUUUACAUGACCUGCGGACUCAUCUUCUCACUCACAACCAUAUUAACGACAGCGCUUGUAAAGGAAUAUUAUGGUUUCAUGAUUGUGAAGUUUGUACGCAUCUGGCAAGUAACUAUUCAUGCCUUUCUUGUGACAAGGAUGUCUCGUGGACUCUGGAGAGUAGACAAGCAGCGUGCUUUAUUAGAAUCCUUACAUACCUUUUCACCUGAAACGUUACCUCGGGCGUGAAAUUCUGCCUUUCACCCUUUUCUCUUCGUCCUUUUCGAGAAAUGAAAUGACAUGUCCAUCACCCGUCACGACUACAUGCUGUGGUAUCCAUUGAAACAGUGGC